Messenger RNA from Trichophyton verrucosum HKI 0517, 1863 nucleotides. RefSeq lists its product as uncharacterized. The record is from RefSeq and is a predicted model, not a curated record. Gene Ontology annotation, molecular function: tRNA binding; ATP binding; lysine-tRNA ligase activity. Gene Ontology annotation, cellular component: cytosol; cytoplasm. The coding region runs from base 1 to 1863 and encodes 620 amino acids. Lineage: Eukaryota; Fungi; Ascomycota; Eurotiomycetes; Onygenales; Arthrodermataceae. Gene Ontology annotation, biological process: lysyl-tRNA aminoacylation. The transcript has 2 exons.
AUGGCCGACCAAGCUGCCGUUGACCAGGCGGGGGCUUCUGUCGCAAACCUCCAGCUUGACGAAAUCACCGGCGAGAGAGUAUCCAAGUCGGAAUUGAAGAGAAGACAGAAGCAGCGUGCUCUAGAGGAAAAGAAGGCCGAGAAGGCUGCCGCUGCUGCCGCUGCGGCACCUGCAGAGGGCAAGAAGAAGAACAAGGAAGAAGAUGAAUCCCAACUCACGCCCAACCAAUAUUUUGAGAUCCGAAGUACCAAAAUCAACCAGCUUCGGCAGACCAAGGAGCCCAACCCAUACCCCCACAAAUUCCAGGUCACAGAUGACCUCCGCCAGUUCCUCAAGGAAUUCGAUUCGCUGAAGAAGGGAGAGCAGAAGCCCGAGAAGGAAGUGCGCAUUGCCGGAAGAAUAUAUACGAAGCGUUCUUCGGGAGCCAAACUUAUCUUCUACGACCUCCGUGCAGAGGGCGUGAAGGUGCAAGUUGCGUGUCAGGCCCAGGAGGCCACUGGUGAUGUGCCUUUCGAAGCCCAGCAUGAACAGCUACGAAGAGGAGAUAUUGUUGGUAUCGUUGGGUUCCCCGGACGCACUAACCCAAAGAACCGGGAUGAUGGUGAGCUCUCGAUCUUUGCCCGUCAGGUCAUCCUUCUGUCGCCAUGCCUCCAUCAGAUCCCUUCAGAGCAUUACGGCCUGAAGGACCAGGAGCAGCGAUUCAGACAGAGAUAUCUAGAUUUGAUCAUGAAUGACUCUUCAAGAAAUGUCUUUGUUACUCGCUCCAAGAUUGUCAGCUAUAUCAGACGAUACUUUGAUGAGCGUGAUUUUGUUGAGGUUGAAACUCCAAUGAUGAAUGCUAUUGCUGGCGGUGCUACCGCUAAGCCUUUCAUUACCCACCACAACGAACUCAACAUGAACCUAUUCAUGCGAAUUGCCCCCGAGUUGUACCUCAAGAUGUUGAUUGUUGGAGGCCUUGAGCGUGUAUACGAGAUGGGUCGUCAGUUCAGAAAUGAAGGUAUCGACCUUACUCAUAACCCUGAGUUUACCACUUGUGAGUUCUAUUGGGCAUAUGCCGAUGUAUAUGACCUCAUGAAUGUCACCGAAGAUCUUGUCUCUGGCCUUGUCAAGCAUGUGACUGGUGGCUACGAGACUGUAUUCCAUACCCAGAGCGGCGAGCAGUACAACGUCAACUGGAAGGCCCCAUGGAAGAAAAUUGAAAUGAUCCCGGCUCUUGAAGAAGCCACUGGCGAAAAGUUCCCCCCAGGCGAUCAACUUCACACUGAGGAGACCAAUGAGUUCUUGAAGGGGGUCCUGAAGAAAGUCAACGUCGAAUGCACCCCACCGCUCACCAAUGCCCGAAUGCUUGACAAGCUUGUUGGUGAAUUUAUUGAAGAGAAGUGUAUCAACCCAUCGUUCAUUAUCGGACAUCCACAAAUGAUGUCUCCACUGGCCAAGUAUCACCGUGAUCAUCCGGGUCUGUGUGAGAGAUUUGAAGCUUUUGUCUGCAAGAAGGAAAUAGUUAACGCUUACACCGAGUUGAACGAUCCUUUCGACCAAAGACUACGCUUUGAGGAGCAGGCCAGACAGAAGGAACAGGGUGAUGAUGAAGCACAAAUGAUAGAUGAGAAUUUCUGUACCAGUUUGGAAUAUGGUCUUCCACCCACUGGUGGAUGGGGUAUGGGUAUUGAUAGACUGGUGAUGUUCUUGACCGACAACUACAGUAUCAAGGAGGUUCUGGCUUUCCCAUUCAUGAAGGAGGACAAGACUGCUGUAAAGGACAAGGACCAUCUCGCGGCGGAGGUUGUUGGUGUUGAGCCUACCCCUGUUGAGGGCAUUCGUAAGUCCCCUUACUGUUCCCCCCAAGAAUAUUUCCCAAACUGA